Messenger RNA from Phalaenopsis equestris, 2071 nucleotides. Its product is annotated as suppressor of mec-8 and unc-52 protein homolog 2. Gene Ontology annotation, biological process: mRNA splicing, via spliceosome. NCBI's taxonomy places the organism in Eukaryota, Viridiplantae, Streptophyta, Magnoliopsida, Asparagales, Orchidaceae. The transcript has 12 exons. The record is from RefSeq and is a predicted model, not a curated record. Gene Ontology annotation, cellular component: nucleus. The coding region runs from base 229 to 1887 and encodes 552 amino acids.
UCGCUUACAGAACUACUCUCUCCGCGAAACCCUCGCAUGUCCCUCCUCUUCUCUCCGUUUCGUCGAAGGUCGUCGAAAACCAUCGCCUUCGUCCCCGAGCCCAUUCGAUAGUCGCAAUUGGAGCAAAAGCAACAACGGGUUCGCGGCUUCCAGAGAUCCGAAACUUCCAUUUUUCUCCUCCCUCCGCUCCUCUCCUACCCGAAACCAUCGAGGAAGUGAUAUUCAACAAUGUCUUCAAAAAAGCAUUACAAGGAAAAAGUUUCACGAAAGAAAGAGGAAAAGCAAGAACUACCUGAGGCACCAAAAUAUCGAGAUCGUGCUAAGGAACGCAGAGAAGAUCAAAAUCCUGAUUAUGAGCCCACGGAGUUGGGUUCAUUUCAUGCCGUAGCUCCUCCUGGGACAGUUGAUUUAAGAGUUGCUGAUGCACAUAAGAUAUCUAUUGAGAAUAGCAAGUAUCUUGGAGGAGACAUUGAACACACUCAUUUGGUCAAAGGCUUGGAUUAUGCUUUACUUAACAAAGUUAGGAGUGAAAUGGACAAGAAAGCAGAUGAUGAAGAUGGAAAUGAUGGCAAUUCAAGAGUAUCUAAAGAUGAUCAGCCAGUUACUUUUCGUACAGCAACUGCUAAGUCAGUAUACCAGUGGAUUGUAAAGCCACAAACCAUAAACAAAGCAAAUGAGAUGUUCCUUCCAGGCCGGAUGACUUUUAUUUACAAUAUGGAAGAUAACUUUCAUGAUAUACCUACUACUCUGCACAGAAGUAAAGCUGACUGUCCAGUUCCUGAGGAAAUGGUUACUGUUAGCGUGGAUAGUUCUGUCCUUGAGCGAAUUUCUAAAAUCAUGUCUUAUCUCCGUCUUGGCUCGUCAGGAAAGGUUCUGAAGAAAAAGAAGAAAGAUAAGGAAAUGAAAGGAGAUGAGAAACCUAUUCAAUCUAAUGGUGCUGUCUCAAAGCAUCAUCCUGGGAAGGAAUCCCUUCCUCUCCCUCCUCCCCGCCAUGUUAAUGCAAAAGAAAAGCAACCCCCUACUAUUGCAAGAGUAGAGGAAGAUGAUAUAUUUGUUGGGGAUGGCAUCGACUAUAGUGUUCCUAGCAAAGACAUUAGCCAUAGUCCUGUUUCGGAGGACAUGGUGGAGUCUCCACGGAAUCGGGAGAGGCAACCUUAUUUUAAUGAGCCUGUUUAUGGUCCUGUCCCACCUUCUGAAUCUGCUCAAGCUUGGCAACAAAUGAAUGGAUAUGAUGUCAUGCAGGCUCCAAUGGUGGCUGCUAAUUAUCCAGAAGAUUGGCAUAAUUAUCAGUAUGCUGAGCAAUUGGCUUAUUCUGAACAUUAUCUUCAGCAGAAUGCUCAGGCAUAUGACGCACUUGCAGGAACACAGUUACUGCAGGAUCCACGUUUUAUGACCCAAGAAGAUAAGGACCGAGGACUGGGAUCCGUUUUCAAGCGUGAUGACCAGAGGCUUCAACAGCUGAGAGAAAAGGACGCUAGAGAGAAAGACCCAAAUUUUAUAUCUGAAAGUUACUCCGAGUGCUAUCCUGGAUAUCAGGAAUACCACCGUGAGGUUGUGGAUAGUGAUGAUGAAGAUGACUUGUCAAAAAUGGACAUGGGUGGCCGGGCCAAGGGACGUCUUCAUCGAUGGGAUUUUGAGACAGAAGAGGAGUGGGCUAAGUACAAUGAACAGAAGGAAGCCAUGCCCAAGGCAGCCUUCCAAUUUGGAGUGAAGAUGCAGGAUGGAAGGAAGACGAGGAAGCAGAAUAAGGAUCAGAAGCUCAAUAACGAGCUGCAUAAAAUCAACAAAAUUCUUGCGCGGAAGAAGGCAGAUGAGGUUCAGGACGAUGGCAAACAUUUUGAUGAUGAUGAUGACGAUGUGCAGCCGGGUAAGAAGCUCAGGAUUUGAAUUAUAUAUUGUGCUGAGUAAAAGUUCCAAGUGAAAAUAGAGGGCAUUUGUAAUUAUUCUUGUGUGAUCUUCGGUGCAGUUUAUGCCUCUAAAAGUUGUUUGCAUAAAUUCUCAUUAUGUAAGAUGUAGCAUAACAAAAGGCUGUCCUGCCAGCUGCAAUAUGAGUGCCUCAAUUUCUCAUCUU